CCAGAGAUGGUUACCAUCGCCGUGAAGAAGGGCGGCAGGAUAGACAUCGUCGCAGACGCGUGGCACCUCGAGCAAGACUGCCAUUACGAAUGGCACCUUGCCUUUCCUCUGCGGACAGUCGACAUGACUUCCCUUCGCGCCACGUUCAAUGACAGCGGGACACUG
This is a messenger RNA of Heterobasidion irregulare TC 32-1, 165 nucleotides long. RefSeq lists its product as uncharacterized. The transcript is spliced from 2 exons. NCBI's taxonomy places the organism in Eukaryota, Fungi, Basidiomycota, Agaricomycetes, Russulales, Bondarzewiaceae. The annotation marks the transcript as partial. The record is from RefSeq and is a predicted model, not a curated record.